Messenger RNA from Gracilinanus agilis (Agile Gracile Mouse Opossum), 1480 nucleotides. RefSeq names its product mitochondrial E3 ubiquitin protein ligase 1 (gene MUL1). The record is from RefSeq and is a predicted model, not a curated record. Lineage: Eukaryota; Metazoa; Chordata; Mammalia; Didelphimorphia; Didelphidae. Gene Ontology annotation, biological process: protein ubiquitination; organelle organization. Gene Ontology annotation, molecular function: ubiquitin-protein transferase activity. Gene Ontology annotation, cellular component: mitochondrion. The transcript has 4 exons. Bases 38 to 1096 code for a protein of 352 amino acids.
GCGGCGUUGGUCGGGCGGAGGCCGCAGCAGAGGCGCCAUGGACAGCGGCGGGCGGCCUUCGGCGAUCCAGCUCAUCCUGCUGGGCACCAGCUCGGCCGUGGCCGCCGCCCUGUACUCCGUAUAUCGGCACAAGGCCCAAGCAGCCCGCGAGCUCAAGGGAGCCAAAAAAAUUCACUUGGGUGAAGACUUGAAGAGUAUUCUCAUUGAUGCUCCAGGGAAGUGCGUGCCCUAUGCUGUCAUUGAAGGAGCUGUGCGUUCUGUUAAGGAAACUCUUAACAGCCAAUUUGUAGAAAACUGCAAAGGAGUAAUUCAGAGACUGACCCUCCAGGAGCACAAGAUGGUGUGGAAUCGGACAACCCACCUCUGGAAUGAUUGUGAAAAAAUUAUCCACCAGAGAACAAAUACAGUACCCUUUGACCUGGUGCCCCACGAGGAUGGCACAGGUGUGGCAGUCCGAGUUCUGAAGCCCCUGGACUCUGCUGACCUAGGCUUAGAGACCGUCUAUGAGAAGUUCCACCCUACAAUCCAGUCCUUUACUGAUGUGAUUGGCCACUACAUCAGUGGGGAGCGACCCAAAGGCAUCCAAGAGACAGAGGAGAUGCUCAAGGUGGGGGCCACCAUCACUGGCGUUGGGGAACUGGUCCUAGACAACAAUUCCAUCCGCCUGCAGCCCCCCAAACAGGGCCUGCAGUACUACUUGAGCAGCCAGGAUUUCGACACCCUCCUGCAGCGGCAAGAAUCCAGCGUCAAGCUCUGGAAGAUCCUGACGGUCAUCUUUGGCUUUGCUACCUGUGCCACUCUCUUCUUCAUCCUUCGGAGGCAGUACCUACACCGGCGAGAAAGGCAGCGCAUGAAGCAGAUGCAGGAGGAAUUCCGGCAGCAUGAAGCCCGGGUCUUGAGGGCAGCCAGUGCUGAGGAGAGAGAGACUUUAAAAAAUGCCUGUGUUGUGUGUCUGAGCAGCACCAAGUCGUGUGUCUUUCUGGAGUGUGGCCAUGUCUGCUCAUGCAGCGAGUGUUACCAGGCCUUGUCUGAGCCAAAGAAGUGUCCCAUUUGCAGACAGGAGAUUGUCCGGGUAGUUCCCUUAUACAACAGCUAACUGUUCAUGGAUUUGGAGUUUAUUGUGGAAGUGGUUCUCCUUUUCAAUGGAUUUUACCAGUCCCUUCGAGAGACAGGGACACUUUGGUGGUAGCUACUUGUAACCAACAGGCGUCAUCAAGGGGUGGGAGGGAGAGAGCAAAAACUUCCCGAUCUGUUAAAUACAGCAGCAAAGAUUGGACACUUUAAGGCUUGAAGGAUUAUGCUUUAAAUCAAAAAGCAAGAGAGCCAAAGGUCCAUCCAAUGGGUGGGUGUAGCAAAGCCAACUGUAUUUUUUCUGCUGUUUUUCAGACACGGGGGUUCUGGUGUGUGUGUUGUUUGUGUUUGUAUGUAUGAGAGAAAAGUCACCAGACUCCCUAAACUUCACAACCAGUUCUCUCUUUAA